GCUUUUUGAGGGGGAGGCAUAUAUCUUCAGAGCAAGGUCAGCAAGCAUCUGCAGAACUGAAAUCUGAAGAAGCGCGUGAUUUUGAACCAUCCGUUAAUCCUUUUUCGGUCUCAGAAAUGGAGUUUCUAGCUGCGUCUGCUACUUCUUCUCCCCUACAAUGCGCCUUUCUUCCUCGCAAAGGGUUGUUCGGAACUCCGGAAUUUGCUGGCAGAGAGAGAAGGUGCAUAAAGAAAGCAGGACCUGUUAAAAUCACUGCAAAGUUUGAUCUGAAGCCACCUCCAUAUCCAAUGAAUGCUUUGGAGCCGAUUAUGAGCGAGAGGACUUUUGAGUUUCAUUGGGGGAAGCACCAUAGAGCGUAUGUAGAUAACUUAAACAAGCAAAUAGAAGGAACAGAUCUAGAAGGGAAGUCACUGGAAGACAUUGUAGUUAUUUCAUACAACAAGGGCGACCCUCUUCCAACUUUCAACAAUGCGGCACAGGUCUGGAACCAUGACUUCUUCUGGGAGUGCAUGAAACCAGGUGGUGGUGGGGUUCCAUCCGGGGAACUUCUACAACUAAUUGAAAGGGAUUUUGGUUCAUUUCAAAAGUUUGUUGAUGAGUUUAAGGCUGCUGCCGCAACACAAUUUGGUUCUGGUUGGGCUUGGCUUGUAUACAAUGACAACAAGCUAGCGAUAGUCAAGACUCCCAAUGCUGUGAACCCCCUGGUCAUGGAUGGUUAUCCGCUUCUUACCAUUGAUGUUUGGGAGCAUGCGUACUAUCUAGACUUUCAGAACCGGCGGCCGGAUUAUAUUUCAGAGUUCAUGGAAAAGCUUGUGUCAUGGGAAGCAGUCAGUGCGAAGCUUGAACAAGCGAAGGCUCUGGUGUAGAAGAGACAUUGACAUGCUGGGAAGCUAUGGAAGAGAUUAUACUGAUAGGUCUUCUAUAGAGGUCAAAUAAUGGUGCAGCCAAAUUUUCGCCUGGGAUCGGUGUACAUGCUCAUGAUGCUCGUGUGUGUUUGAAUCCAUCUUUUGUAUAAGCUUUUGAAUAAACGCCUGUCUUAUGGAUGUCUUGGAAACAUAUUGAUGGAGGAUGCUAUGUGAAUUAAUGAACUCCUCUAAACUUUCACA
Prosopis cineraria is the source of this 1106-nucleotide messenger RNA. Its product is annotated as superoxide dismutase [Fe], chloroplastic-like. The transcript is spliced from 9 exons. The record is from RefSeq and is a predicted model, not a curated record. Gene Ontology annotation, molecular function: superoxide dismutase activity; metal ion binding. Bases 117 to 866 code for a protein of 249 amino acids. Gene Ontology annotation, cellular component: chloroplast nucleoid. NCBI's taxonomy places the organism in Eukaryota, Viridiplantae, Streptophyta, Magnoliopsida, Fabales, Fabaceae. Gene Ontology annotation, biological process: superoxide metabolic process.